Messenger RNA from Lathyrus sativus (Indian pea), 1473 nucleotides. The record is from the annotation of a GenBank genome assembly. Lineage: Eukaryota; Viridiplantae; Streptophyta; Magnoliopsida; Fabales; Fabaceae.
AUGGCGACACCGAUUUCAUUGAGAAUUUUGAUCAAUGAAGAGAAAAACAAGGUAUUGUUUGCUCAAGCAGGGAAAGACUUUACUGAUGUCUUGCUAAGUUUCUUAACUUUUCCACUGGCCACGAUCGCCAGGCUUGUUAGCACUGAAUCUAACAUGCAGAAAGUUAGCUUUGGAAGCAUAAGCAAAUUAUAUCAAAGCGUGGCCAAUCUAGAAGAGCACCAAUUUUGGACACCUGCGUGUAAACAAAUGCUACUUCAACCAAAGAACUCGAUGGAACACUAUUACCAAAAUUUAAAGAUUAACAUCGACGUCGCACAGAAACCAUGCUAUUAUGUGUGUGAGAAUUGGUACUGUAGUCGGGAACUUAGUGGUGGCUUGUUGACAACAUUCUCAAAUUUAAAAUGCCGUUGUGGGAAGUUUAUGUCCCAGAAGAUAUGUCUGUCUGAUACUGAAAAGGUUCAGAAUUUUGAUGGAUUCUUUGCCGAUGCAGUAACUUUUUGUAUUUCAGAUGAUUUAAGUUUGAAACCAGAUAGUUUUCAAAACUUUAUUUGUCAACCAAUGAAUCUUCUUGGGUUUGAAGAUUUCAAUGCUAUCAAGUUUAUCACUGUUGAUGUCACUCACAAGGAGAUUCUGGAUUUGCUGAAGCUCUCCUUAACCUCAGAGUCUCCGUUGACAGACAUGUUUCUGCUGAAGAAACAGUCUAUCGAGAAUACACAACUUAACAGCGUUCUGGAUUUUGCUAUUGGUAUUGUAGAAGAAAAUGACGGGAAGAAAAUUGAAGUUAAGGUAGUGAUGAGAAAAUCAAAUAGCAAAAUUUUGUUUGCUUUAGGUGAUGCUGAUUUUGCUGACUUUAUUUUAAGUUUCCUAACAUUUCCCAUUGGAGGAGUAGAACACAUGUUAAAAGGAAACUCUUGCGGGUCUAGCAUAGACAAUUUAUACAAGAGCAUUCUUGAAUUGGACAGUGACACAUAUUUGAAGACCUCUGAUUUAAAAGAGAAGCUGGUUAAAUCCAAACUUGCACACCAGUUUAAACUCCGUAAUCAGUUGUUACCUUUUGAUGAAAUGCCUCAUGUUGAUUACUUUUGUGUCACUAGACAUAAUAGGAAAAAAACCGGAUUUCAUGCAUAUCUAACUGCUUUCGAAGAACUUUCUAUUUGUACAAAAGAGUUAUCUGUUCCUUUGAGGUAUUUGGAGCCACAGAUAUCAAUUGGUGAAGUGUUUGCUAGAAGUGGCGGUAAAGGAUUCAUGAAGAGUCCAUCAUUGUACAUGGUAACUGAUGACUUGGUUGUCACGCCAAGUUCUUCUGUUUCUGUUAUUUCAUUUUUGAGUAAUUUAGGGAUUCCUUCUUCUGAUUUGGAGGAAAGAAUGAUCACCAUUGGAAAAUUUGAGGGUCUUAGUAUUUUGAAAGCCUCUUUGAUCUCGUCUUCCGCUCUAUCUAAUGGUCUUGGUCCAUUUCUUAAAGUCAAGGACUAG